Lecanosticta acicola is the source of this 2451-nucleotide messenger RNA. NCBI's taxonomy places the organism in Eukaryota, Fungi, Ascomycota, Dothideomycetes, Mycosphaerellales, Mycosphaerellaceae. The record is from the annotation of a GenBank genome assembly.
AUGGCUCACGCUGCGACUCUCAGCAGACUUGCCGAGAGCUUGGUCACAGCAAUCACCGGCCAGACCACCGGUGAUGCCGCCUUCCGCAGGUUGAAAGAUCAGACACUGCGAGGCCUGAAGGACCAAAGUCAUGCCCGCACCAAUCAAUUCGCCGUCAAGGACACUUUCGAUGGUCUCGUGGAGAAGUUCAUCGUUCUGAACCGCGAAGAUCUGGCAGUGGCACUGGCUGAGCGCCUCGAGGAACUCCCCACCAAAUCGAAAUGGAUGCCCGAGAUAUCAUCAUUGCUGCUCGAGCUCAGCGAUCGGCCAGUGAAUAACACGAAGCUGAAAGAUGUCUUCAAUGCGAACGUGCCCGAGUUCUCGGCGCCUGAGCUGACGUGGAGCGACAUCAUUGCCGACGACCCUCUCGAUGACCCCGACAUGUGGGAUGUCGUCGAGCGUGGCUAUCAUUCCAGCGGCGACGACGAGUUCAACCCAGACGUAGACUCGGAGCCUACCGUCUCAACCAAGGCCACGUCUGUACAUGGAGAUGAUCCCGUUGCCAUUGCCAGGAUGCACCUCAUGCAACCCAAGGAGACCACGAUUCAAGAUUUGACGUCAGCGAGAAGUCGUUGGGAGGCCUUUCAAGACCAAGAAGAUGGAAUAGAGCCUUCGGAGCUGCUUCUUGUGCGCGAGAUCUUGUCAAUGUUGCAUGGACUACCCACCGACCUGUUCCUGCUGGAAGAACACUCGGGACAAGUUCGCGUCUCGACACAAGUCCGCCUGCGCAACACCAGCCACUCCAGCAUCAUGAGCCUUCUGAACACUGCUGCUAGAGCCGGUACUUCGAUCAAUCUGCUCCGAAAGUGGAAGUCGGCCGAACAAAGAGUGACCUACAUGCAAGCAGUGGUCUCCGCUGUAGACACACUCUGCUCGCGAUUCGGGAAGCAGCUCGCAGCGCUGGAGGAGCAGUUCAGACGUCCGGACAAAGAUCGCGUGGUAAGCGCAAACGAAACACUCACCCAGGUCUUGAGCUAUGCGACACCUUUGGCUCACUUGUCGACUCUCAUCCAACGAUGCUCUAACGCAUCACAGGGUCGCAGUCCGUUCGCAUUGAUGGAUCUACUGUACGAGGAGGCAAACAUUGCUCAGAUGUCAGGAUCUCAGCACACGUUCGAAUUGCUGGCAGACGUCUUACUGGCUGGAUUAGAGGCAUACCUGCGUCCUGUCGCAGCCUGGAUACAACUUGGUACCCUAAGCCCAAGAUCUCAAGAUGUCUUCUUCGUGAAGGAAUCCAACCAACAUUGUGAAGCGGGUAAUCUUUGGCACGGUCAGUACGAGAUGCGUAUCAGUGGUGACGGCAACGCAUUAGCGCCCGUUUGCGUAUUACCAGUCGCCCACGACAUAUUCGUGAUCGGCAAGAGCAAGUCCUUCCGUAAGCGUCUGGGCGAUUCGAGCGAUCUGUCGAUACACACCCACCCCUUAGAUGGUGAAGUCUCUCUUCUCAAUGGCGUUCGGCAGUCUGUGCACCAAGAUUCUCUGGUUCCGUUCUCACAGACCUUGAUCGAUGUCCUGGAGCAGUGGAUUUUAUCAGUUGGUAGAGAGGAUACUACUUUCGUCACUUCAGCACUGCUACGAGACCAUGGACUGGACAGCACUCUGACUGCUAUUCCAUAUGUGUUCUUUUCAAAAGACGGAGCUUCAUUUCAGGACUUCGCUGAUGCUGUCUUCGACCGCCUUGCCAAGCGUCAGGUCGCGAACCUUUCAAUCGAUCAGUUCCUGUUCACCGAGUUGGCUCAGACCACGUUAGGAAGUCCAUCACAGGUACUUGCGGAAAAUCUCAGUGUCAGCAUCCGUGAAGAAGAUUCAUCUAUCACAGCCUCCACAGUGCGCAGACUGGAAUCGGUACGACUUGGACAUCAUCUUUCUUGGCCGGUACAAAAUAUCACGCGAUCGGAGAGCCUAGAGACUCUCUCCAUGAUAUUUGCGCUGCUUCUUCAAACCAGCUACACCGCCAGCAAGUUAAGCUCCAGCUGCUUUGAUCUCCGAUCGGCAAACGCAGGUACUGCGGGUGUGCUUGCGCUUCGACAACAUCUACUCUGUUUCGCAAACAUAGUGCAAGAUCAUAUCACCACUGCAACGAAUGUACUACACGGAGAGAUGCAAAAGCAGAUGGCUCUUGCUGCCGACAUCGACUCAAUGGUUGCAAUCUGGUCUCUUUAUGAGAAGCGGCUGAAGAUAACACUCCUCCUAUCGCCCAAACUGGAGCCUAUGCGGGAGGCUGUUGUCUGCAUCUUGGAGUUGGGAGAUGCACUGACCGAAAAUUGCGGCCCUCGAAGUGUUGCGCAUCUCCGGGCGCAGCUACAGAAGCAGUUGGCCUUCCUCAUUGCCGGAAUUCGCAGCGUCAGUCGAGCUGGAGGCGACCUUUCCCUUGAAAUCUUGGCAGAAAGACUAGAUUGGGGUGCCGGCUGA